This is a messenger RNA of Diachasmimorpha longicaudata, 4709 nucleotides long. RefSeq names its product protein MCM10 homolog (gene Mcm10). Gene Ontology annotation, molecular function: DNA replication origin binding; single-stranded DNA binding. Gene Ontology annotation, cellular component: nucleus; nuclear replication fork. Lineage: Eukaryota; Metazoa; Arthropoda; Insecta; Hymenoptera; Braconidae. Gene Ontology annotation, biological process: DNA replication initiation; DNA replication. The record is from RefSeq and is a predicted model, not a curated record. The transcript has 2 exons. The coding region runs from base 708 to 3131 and encodes 807 amino acids.
UCCAAUGGUGAAAUUCUGUUAAUUAAUAAAUACUAAACUGCAAAUAACAUCCGGACAGUUCAGAAAUAUUACGCUACAUUUCGUUUGAAUAAAUCGGUUAUUUCUGAUAGAGCAUUUGUCAGGGUAUUUACUACCUAAUAUUUCCAAAUAAAAUUUUUUAUUCCGAGUUCCGUAGCUUUCAAAUUCUACUGCCCGCAGAGAUGUUGAAAUAAAACCAGAGGAAUCUGCAUUAUCAGCACUGUUGCUGUCACUACAAAAGAAGAAGGGGAAGAAUGUAUGUUUUACCGCGUAAACCACUCAGUGUGGUAGUUCGGGGCACCAUGUCAUUGUCAAUUUGUAAAUGAAAUUUAUCGAUAUUUGAUUAUUUCAAGUUGAAGAGUACGACUGGACGAACACGAAAAUCCACGUGUAAUCAUGCACCGACAAUCUUCUAGUCAACAAGAAAUAAGCCUGAACCUCUGAAGAGAUUGGAGCGAUGAAAUGUAAGUUUCUAGACGAAGUCGAGGAAUCUGUAGAUAGAAAAACUCCAACACGUUUUGAACUCCUUCGACAGUCGUUCUGAUUCAGGAAGAAGUGUAAGACACUUGAAUACUCUCAGAUGAUACCUAAUUCAUCAAUUCUCAGUUAACAUCUAAACUCCAAAGUCAGUUCUCUCGGAUCCUAAAUUACCAGAACUGUCAAUAAAGCCCUGAAGUGAGUUUACAAUCAUGGCAGACAGUGAUUCAGAUGUAGAUGAUGUUCUGAACAAUCUCCUGGCCAACGAAGACGACCUCUCAACUCCUAGAGAUUCAGGAGAACCCCUAAAAGAUGGCCUCAACAAAUCCCGGACUGGUAAUUCCCCAGAAGAGACUUUAAAAAGCCUAAAUACCCGAGUAAAUAGUCAAAAUUCCCAGGAAAAGGAAACCAAUCAUGUGAAAUCAUUGAUCUCAGAAUCUAAAUCGAACAGUGAUUCAGAUGAAGAUGACAUUCUGAACAACCUCCUAGCCAACGAAGAAGAUGCCGUUACCCCUGCGGGUCCCCCAAAAGUUCUCAAAGAACUAGACUACAACUUUCUGGACAAGCUCAAUGAAUCUCCUCCAAAAGCCCCUCCACAAAAAUCCCAAACGCUCCUCUACAACGAUGAGGACUCCUCAGACGACGAGGAUAAAAAAUACUUCGAAACUCAGAAGUACUCGGACUCUGGUAGAAGCAUAAGAGACCUCUUGAAGCAUCAGAGCACUCCAAAAAAAGACACUCCAAGUCCAUUCGCCAAAAGAACAGGAGCAGCGCCCAAAGCAUCAGCUCCACAAAGCGAUGACCCCAAGAAGAAGUCAGGGACAGCCCUGACCACCUGGUUAUCGAAACCUCCCGACGUCUACAGCGACCCAGUCUUCGGCCUCCGCAUAGUAAAGCCCUUGAUCUCCUCCAAGGAAUUGAAGGAACGAAUGCAGGACAGAAAGCCUAUCACAGUAUCCAAGAUAAAGAGCUUCCUUGCCACUCAAGAUCAAUCCCAGGACUGGGUAAUUGCUGGGGUUCUGAUUCACCGUUCAACAACAAAAAAAUCCCAGAAUGGAAACCAAUACUGCAUCUGGCAGAUUAGCGAUUUAUCCGACAAAAUUCCCAGUGUCUCGUUGUUCCUUUUCAGUGGAGCGUACAAACUCUUCUGGAAGACAUCCGAGGGGACAGUUGUGGGAGUCCUCAACCCCAACGUUAUGGAGUCGAGGAAUGACAAGGCCGAGGCAACAUUGUCUAUAGACAAUGCCCAGAAGAUCAUGAUACUGGGACAUUCUCGUGAUCUGGGAAGAUGCAAAUCUGUUAAGAAGAGCGGUGAUCCCUGCACAAACGUCAUCAACAAGAGUAGAUGUGAGUACUGCAUCUAUCACGUGAAGCAGGAGUACAGCAAGGCAUCGAGAAGGGUUGACUUACAGACUGACUCCAGCAAUCGGAAGAUUGGGAACUUUGGGCAGCCCCAGCAGAACCAAAGGCUUGGAGGGAUGACCUCACAGGGAAAUGGACUCAAUCACCUGAAUAUGCUGGCCAUUCCGGCUAAGAGAAAUCAUAAGAUGGAGCAGAGAGACUCGGAGAGACUGGCACUGCUCAGGAAGGGGUCGAACGAGGUUCCUAAAUGUCAGGAGGUGGGUAACAAACUGGGAGAAUUGGAGAGGUUUGGCGCCAGCAGGGGCUGGAACAGCAGACCUGGUCUGUCUUUGUCAUCGAUAUCGAAUUUGUCGAAGGGGUCUCCAAAGGAUUCUUCAUCGCCAGUUGGUGCACAGAAGACUGCUUCAGUGAAGCCAUCGAGUUUAUCAUCAAUAUACAACUUGUCGAAGGGAUCUCCAAAGGAUUCUUCAGGAUCAACUGCAGGACAGAAUGGUACUUUGACGAAGCCAUCGGUGGUGUCCCCUAGGGCGUUACUUCCACGUCUGGGUUAUGGAGUUGUUGGAGACACCAUCGACUUCUCUCAGCCAAUCGUUAAGAAGAGCGUCAGUUCCGCCAAGAUGAGUGCGAUUAAGUGGGCGAAGGAGAAGGGUGGGAUCAAGUCAUCGGGGAACGCCAAUAAAAUUCGUGAGAGCAAGGAAAAAAUCGAGAACUCAGCGAAGAGAAAACGACAGGAGGCAGAUGAUGAAGCUAGAGAGAGGGAGAAGGACACGAAGAAGGUGUGCUCAACGUCUGAUAAAUUUAAGGAGCUGAUGGAGAUGACUUCUGCUCAUGAGGAUCUCAUCGAGAAGUCCGAUGAGAAUGAUAAGGAAAAGUAUUUUAAUAAGUUGGAGGCUAAGGAGCGAAUGGAGGAGAAGAUGAUGACGACAUUUAAAGUCGAUUGCAAGGCAGUUAGGUGUCUCAUCUGCAAGUACACGUCGUUCUCAGCAUCGGAUAUUUGUAAAGAGAAGAGACAUCCUUUGAGAGUAAUCGAAGCUGUCAAGAACUUUUUCAAGUGCGCCGAUUGUGGAAACAGAACGGUGAGUCUGGAUAAACUGCCCUCGUACAGCUGCCAGAAAUGCUCGGGCUCUAGGUGGCUCAGGGCUGCUAUGAUGGACGAGAAGAAGAUCAAUAUUACGGAUAAUGUUCUGUCCAUUCGAGGGGGAGAGGAGAAAUUCGUAGGCGCAGAUGUUAAAAAUUCUAGUAUCAAUCUUCUUGUACCUAGUGAUGAUGUCUAGUUGCAAAUCAAGAGGUUAUUUUUGAUGGGAUAUUUUUUAACAGGAGUUAAAUUGUGAAAUUUUUUGAAUGAACUUGAAAAAUGAAAUGUUUUAAAUCAUGACUUGAGACAAUAUAUCUCUUAUUUAUGAUAAAUGAUAAGAUAUUUUUUGAAUAAAUAAAAUUGAGGGAUGGAAUAAUGCAAAUCGUGAUUAUGAUAAAAUUACACAAGACUUAUCACCUUCCAUCUUCAUUUUAAUUUCCAAACUUGAAUUAAUCAUUUGUUUUUCUCCAUAAAUCAUCGGUGUAUCAUUGUUGGAAUGUGACUGUAUGUGAUCACCACGACCUGUUCAAUCCUCGUUUCGUAACAAGACAUAUAAUAUAAUAUAGAACUUCUUUAAUCGUUAUUUUUUCUGAAAAAUAUUCGAGCAGUGUCGCGACAGAAGUCGUGACUGAAUUUUCGUGAUUCUCGUCAUUUUAAAAUUCUCUUUUGACCGAAGCAGAUCACUACCUGCGUACGAAUUUGAUAUAUAUUUUUAUCACUCACACAACCACGAAUCUUCUCGAUUGACGUCAAAGAGUGACAGGCAUCGUCUGUUUCAAUAGUUAUUAUUGUAUCUUUUUAAUUUAUGUAAAAAACAUGAGGCAAUGUCGAGGACGCAGAUUUAACUGUUUCAUCACUAAUCUAUCAUUUCAUCUUUGCUGGUAGUGUACGCUCUGAUAACGAUGAAAUUAAGCGAAAGACAAUCGUUGGAUAGAAAAAAAGUGAUACCUAGAUCCCCACAAUUAUAUUGAAAAUCUCUAAGUACAAUUUUCCUAAUUAUUUCAGAUUAAUUUUUUCAAGCAUAUAAUUUCGAUAAAUGAAUGAAAUCUCUAGGGAUAAUGAUACAAUUCUUUCGAGUUUAAUUACGAGACACAAAUCACACUUUUAUGCAUCUUGGAACCUUCCGUUAUACGAUAUUUAUUUAUUAAUCCCAAAGAGGUCAGUUUUUUUUCCACAUUCGUUUUUUGCAAUCCAUGCAUUUCAAAACAACAGAUUCUAGCAAUAUUUGAUUUUUAUGGGGUCAAGUUUGGACUUUUAAUUUCCAGUUAUUUAAUGAUCGUGAGAGAAAUAAUUGUCAGAGAUGACCCAUUUGGGAUUAAAACCAUUCAAGAACAAAUAAGAAAAACAAAUAAUGAAGAACAACAAUAUUUCUUUUCACCAAUUGCACAUCGUCAUUACCACAAUUAAAUAAUUAUGUUGUACAGCUCUUGUUAUCGUCAAACACCUCUCGAACUCUGUCAAUAUGUCCCCGAAUUAAUACGUAAACGUCCUGAGAAGAUACGUGUUUUUUUUUUAAUUCCAAAAAACACUUCAAGAAUUUUCGUCGUUUUCCCGUGUUGAAUUUAUUUAAUGUACAGUGUUCACUCACUUCCUGGUGCUCCUAACUGGCAACAAUGUUUCAUUUGAGUUGUUUAUUUUGUUUUUCUUUAUGAUUAAUGUAGGCAGGUAUUCAAGCUGGCUUAAUUAAGUGUCACAGUCUUCGAGUUGCCCAUAAAAAUCCAUUCGAAUAUUUAUUUAUUGCUUCGAUUCCAAUUAUCAUAAACUGGAGAAAACUUCG